Molecule: messenger RNA, 5953 nt
Organism: Elgaria multicarinata webbii
Lineage: Eukaryota; Metazoa; Chordata; Lepidosauria; Squamata; Anguidae
Gene: CCNI2
Product: cyclin I family member 2
Exons: 7
Coding region: 353-1459 (368 amino acids)
Biological process (GO): regulation of cyclin-dependent protein serine/threonine kinase activity; mitotic cell cycle phase transition
Cellular component (GO): cytoplasm; cyclin-dependent protein kinase holoenzyme complex; nucleus
Molecular function (GO): cyclin-dependent protein serine/threonine kinase regulator activity
Source: RefSeq, a predicted model, not a curated record
GGGAAGGGCGCCUGGAAACGGCGGAGCUGCCGCUCUGCAGGCGACACGGUUUGUUCUGGUUCUUUUCCCCUGGGUUCAGGAGCCAGAAGUCCUGGCUAUGCACACUCUGAGUUUAGAAACUGAAAAGUGACCACCAUCAACUUCACAGCGGCAAGGAUGGCGGGCGGAGACGCCUCCUCCUCUUCCUCUCCACCGAUCGCACCUUUGCCAGUGAAGUGGAGCCCAACAGCAUGAGAGAGACGACCACGGCGUCCCAGGCAGAGCGCCCCCGUAGCAGCUGGACUCCCUAAUGUCUUGACAGGCCGGUCCAGGGAGGUAGUGGUUUCCUUUCAAGGCCUAUUCAGUAAGAGCUAUGAAGUACACAGGACCUUUGGAGAGCCAGAAACUUGCCUUGGCACUGGAGCAUGCCUUAGCAAGAGAGGCCAAGAUUUGGAAGGUGCCAGUCUUCCAUGAUUUCACAUUGAAGGGCACAGACAUCUCUCCACUGUAUUAUGAGAAAGCAGUUGUGUGGAUUGGAGAAUUAAGCUCCCGGUUUCUGUUUUGCUCUGAAACAUUUGCCUUAGCGAUCAGCUUUCUGAACCGAUUGCUAGCAUCAGUAAAGGCACAGUUAAAGUACCUACGAUGCAUCGCAAUAGCUUGUCUGGUGCUUGCUGCAAAAAUCAAUGAAGAAGAUGAGAUAAUACCAUCAGUAAAGAAGCUUGCAGUGCAGAGUGGCUGUAAAUGUUCUCCAGCUGAGAUUUUGAGAAUGGAAAGAAUUAUACUUGAUAAACUUCACUGGGAUCUUUACACAGCAACAUCAAUGGAUUUCUUAAACAUUUUCCAUGCCAUGGUGAUGUCCAAGUGGCCCCAUCUACUAAAUGGGCUGCCUCAGAGGAAUCCUUCCCGCCAUGUUGCAUUCUUGACCAAACAGCUACAGCACUGUAUGGCAUGCCACCAAGUAUUGCAGUUUAAAGGCUCCACAUUGGCUUUGGUGAUCAUCACCUUAGAGUUGGAGAGGUUGACUCCUGACUGGUUUCCUGUAAUUACUGAUCUGCUAAAAAAAGCACAGAUUGACAGCACCCAGUUCAUCCACUGUAAAGAACUUGUGGACCAGCAGCUCCUGGGCUUCCAAACAUCCAAUGCUGUCUAUAUUUUCAACCCUGCAAGCCAAAACAUCCAAACUCACCUGGACAAAAGGUUAUCCUGCUGCUGUUAUUCCACAGUGAUGGAAGCAAUGCAAAUUAGCUCCCGAGUCAGAGGGAGCUGGCCAGGGUCAGCAGCUUCCACACUUUUCAGAGUCAAAGCCCAUGAAGGCAACAUGCUCACUGAUGAAUUCUAUGAUGGAUUCAAGUACCUGUACAAUGAGGAUGAGAUGCCAGAAGCUGGGAGGACCAGCAGGAUGGGCACUCAUUAUGAUCAGGGGCAGGAGGAAAGUAAUAGUGCUUGUCCACCAUUACAGCCUGCCCCUCAGUUUAACUAGUGAGGCCUACAUAGUGACAAGGGACCAGGUGACUCUAAAGACCAUUUCUAGUAUUUCAAAGGUUAAUAGAGCUGGGGUUUCCCCCCUAAAGAGCGCUUCCUAUUUUGUAGCAUCUAACUCUGCACCUUUUUAAAUGCUUCCUUUCAUUUAAGUAUGGUCACAAUAUAAAUCAAAAAGAUGCAGACCCGAACUAUGAACAGCCAAAAGACAAAAACCUCAGGGAUCAACAUUCAGCAGACUGAGCUUAGUGCUGUGCUUAGAAAUACAGAACAAACCCAAUUCCAGUAAGAAGUGGGAGUUUGCUGCAUUUCCACUUAGCUUCAGUGUUUGUUUUUAUUCAGACACUAUUUUUUCUCUCCUGCAGACUCUAAAUUGUUCUGUAUUAUUGAGCUGUGGGAUGAGUUCUCAAGAUUAGUUGUAGGGAUGGUUAGGGCUAAUGACAUGUUAACAAACCUUCUAGCUGAGCUGCAUGGGUCUGUGGGCCUGAUAUUUUGAGGCCUGGUUUAGACACUUACAAGCUAGAGACCAUCACUUGUUAAAUGGUCUGAGUCGGGCUUAAGUGAUAACAAAAUUGUGCCACAAGAAUCAAGCUUUAGUGAACUACUCAGUUUGAUGGCUGACUUCAAAGUCAAAGACAACUGGAUUGUUCAGCACACUUCAGGAUAGAACCUUACUGAAGACUCUGAAUCCAGUCUUCCUGAACCUGGUGUCUUCCAGAUGUUUUGGGCUUCAAUUCUCAACAUCCCGAGCCAGCAUAGCCAAUAUCAGGAAUGCUGGGAGUCCUAGUCCAACCCAUCUGGAGGGCACUUGAGGAAGGCUGUCCUAAUGCAUUAGCACUUUUCUUCACAAUGGAGUAUGCAACAUCUCUGACUUCAUCACCAGUUCUCUAUAAUAAGUUGAUGUCAGUAGAAAGUUGCACUUUGAAAAGAGAUUGGUUGCAGGAGAAGUUAUUUAAGUGUAACCUUAAAAAAGUGGAGGCAGCAUUUAAAACUUAUUCAUAUAUUAACAGAAAAAUGUAGUCUUGGACAUUGAUCUUGCAAAAAUUGAGAAGUCAUUUCCCCCCAUUCAUCUCUAGUUGAAUUCAUACAAUUCUAAUGCAUGUAAACUGUCGCUCUCUUAGUGCAAUGCUGUGCUAAAUCAGAUGUGAAUCUGGUCUGUCAAGUCAGAUAGGACCAGAUAGGGGAAAAAAGAAGCCUGGCACACACCCAAAGGUCAUGUACACUCUUUGCAUCAUAUACAGUUCAUCCAACCAAGUAGAUGAUAGUGAAGUCCUCUAUCAUCUGGUGCUUUAUUCCUCAAUUCAAGAAUGGGGCAACCCUGGGUUGAGACAUGUGAAAUAAGCUUGCUACCCAGGCCUGCUUCAUUCAACGAGUUUCAUUAUAAAGGAAUGACUGUUACACAGCAUCAAAGUGGGGCUUCUGGCACUUUCCAUUUCCUAUGUCAUCAAUAGGUAGAGAUGCAAUAUUUUUUGCAAAUGGUCUUUGAGUAUGGUACCAUUAUUGAAGACUUUAUUUAUGCCACACAUCUUUGGAACGGUGCAGAAAUCAGCAUUCUGAGAAUGUUUCCUUUCUGUUUUAAUUAAGCACUUCCAAGUCCCUACGGAGCAAUGCAAACUAUGCCUACAGCAACUGUGACCCACUCAGCUCAAAUCCACAAACCAUGCACUGUGAUUGUCAUUCCCCAUGUAUUUGUAAUCCAGGAAAUGUAAUGCAGAAAAGGGCAACUGAAAUGAAUCAAGGGGAUGGAGCAACACCCUUACCAGGAAAGAUUACAAUGCCUGGGACUGUUUAGCUUAGAAAAAAGGCAAAUGAGGAGAAACAUGAACAAGAUAUACAAAAUUAUGCACGGUGUAGAGAAAGUGUAAUACUGCAAUUUGGAUCAUCCUAUGAAGCUGAUUCAUGGAAGACUCAACACAGAUAAGUCUUUCUUCACACAGUGCAUAGUUAAACUAUGGAAUUCACUACCACAACAUGUAGUGAUGGCCACAAAUUUGGAUGGCUGCAUGUUAUCUCCAGUAUCAGAGGCAGUAAGCCUCUGCAUAUCAGUUGCUGGGGAACAUGAACAGGAGCAUGUGCUUGCACUCAUGUGGGCUUCCCAUAGGCACCUGGGUUGGCUACUGUGUAAACAGAAUGUUGGAUAAGAUGAACACUUGAUCUCAUUCAGCAUGGCUCUUCUUGUUCUCAUUAAUCCCCAUCAGGCAAUAAAAGCUGUCUUACUGAAGCUCUACCAGGAGACCAUGUCUGGUGAACUGCGUGAUGGAGAUAACAGUUCUAUAGCUUAGAGUCUUAAAUAUUUAUACCUAGCACCUUUCUAUGAUAGAAUCAGUUGUCCUGCCUUUCCUUCAAAGAGCUCAGAGCAGCAUAUGCAGUUGCUUCUCUGCUUAUCCUCACAGUGGUCCUGUGAGGCAGGUAAGGCAGAGAAGUGGUUAUUGGCAAAGGUCACUCAGUAAGCUUGUGCAGCCAAGUGGGGAUUUGAACACAGCCUUCCCCAGUUGGCAAAAUCUCUGAAACAAAGAGGCCAAAGCAGGAUUUCUCAGUGAUCCAAGGAGAGGUUUCAGUCCCCCAGGUAACAUAUUGGCCUUCUAAUGACUAACAAAAGCAGAAUAAGUUGUGGAAAAUGAGAAAAGAUACGCUUUUUUCCCCCUCAUAAAUUUACACAGAUCACAAAAUUUAGUUUUCCUUUCUUUUCCUUUAAGCAGUAUUUAUUAUUUAGCAUAUUAUUUUGAUGUUUUAAAAAGUAUAUAUACACAGCCUCAUCCAUGGUGGAUCAAAACCUUGAUUUAUCAGAUGAGAUUUCAUUGUAGGAAGCAUCUCCACGUUAGGGUGUUACAGCACACAUGUUCUGAGUUGCACAGUCGAAUUGGCUAUAGCUGUAUAAUGCUGCAGGGUAGGACAGAGCAAAAAUAGCUUACCUGUGACUAGGCCAGCCUUCCCAAGCUGGAGCCAUCCAGAUGUGCUGGACUACAACUUCCAUCACCCCAGCCAACAUGACCAAUGGUCCUGCUGGUUGGGAACUGUAGUAUUGCACAUCUGGAAACGGCAGUUUGGAGAAGACUGAACUAGCACCCACAAUACUCACAGAAACUGUAGAUCAGUGUGAGUUGCAGAUUUCAGCAAGCAUUUGAAAAAAAAGGAUAUUGGGUGGGAUUGCAGCUCCAUUAUUGCUGGAUGUGCACCCACUCUUUCUCCUUCACUGCCGGUUUUCCCACACACAUUGACAAUACUGCAGAACAGAUGUAUUUAUCACAAGAUACAAAUUCUUUGUGUUCAUGCCAACUGGUGGUUUCAUGCCAAAAAACUAUGUAUCAAGUAAUAAAUACAUCGAUAUGGAGAUGCUGGCUGUGUUUUGCAUGAAAUCCUUAAUGACGUUUGGUCUCGUAUAACUCAGUUGAGCCUACCUUAAAAAUAAAUAGGGUCAGAGAUGGCCCAACACACUCUGGUACUGGAAGCAGAAAAUAUAAAUACAUCCACUCUGACAGUAAAAUAAUAAUAACAUACUCAAUAUUCGAUAAAUCACUGUCCACUAAUGGUACCAAUGUCUCUGCAGCCUGAGGUUGGCUAUUCCACUUUGCUUAAUGAUAGGGCUAGAAGGGCCAAUAGUAUGGUGCAUGUGCAUUAGAUAUCUACAAAAUGGUACCAAAUGUACCAAGGUGAAAAUAUCCAUGUAAUGUUUAAUAUGAAUAGAGGGACCUUUCAAAGAUGACUGUGUAACACGGGAGCCAUAGAAUACCAUAGGUGAUGUGCUGAUUCUCAACCUACUGCCAGCUGGAUAGAGGCACACACCACUACAAAUGUUCAAGAGACAAAUGUUUGCUGUGUUAUUUAAAAAACCAAAUCACUUGUAACCAUGUGUCUGUCUGAGAAUUGCAGUCCAACACAUCUUCAGGGCACCAGGUUGAGGAAGGCUGAUAUGACAGACACUGGGCAUGCAUCCAUUCAGUUUCCCACACACAGCAUUCUCAGGCACUUUUCCUGUGGUAACUGCAUGCCUGAUGGUUGUGUGAAGAGUCCCCCUGAAGACCCAUGUGGCAGUGCGCAUUUCAACAAGGGUUGUUAUAUACCAGGGAAGCAGCAACGUGAAAGCUACCAACACCUCUCACCAAACUGUGAAUGUUCUGCUAAGUUCUAAAGAACUGAAAGCAGUGCCUUGGCAGCAGGGCAGCAUGAGAGCUGCUGACACACAGCAAAUAAGCUAGGAACACAGGAAUUUAAAUUAUGCAGCAUAUUAGGCUGCAAAAUCUGCUUGAGUCUUUCCGUAUGUCUGGAUGCCUAGUCUGUAGGGGAGAGCUUGAAACAAGCAGUUCUUGAUCUUGCUUUUCAGUUGUGGGACCAAAAGCACUGCCAUUUUCUUUGAUCACAAACUGUGACUUGACUGUUUGUAUUUUUCAUGUAGGCAAAAUGGGUUGCUUUUGUUUUAUAUUUUAAAAGGUGGGUGUUUCUCCUCCCCCAAUUUUUUUUGUCAUAAAUAAAAACGUAAUUGAAAUCUUUAACUUGA